This is a messenger RNA of Drosophila subpulchrella, 1397 nucleotides long. Its product is annotated as RNA polymerase-associated protein CTR9 homolog. Gene Ontology annotation, cellular component: Cdc73/Paf1 complex. Bases 39 to 1397 code for a protein of 452 amino acids. Gene Ontology annotation, biological process: regulation of DNA-templated transcription. Gene Ontology annotation, molecular function: RNA polymerase II complex binding. The transcript is spliced from 2 exons. Lineage: Eukaryota; Metazoa; Arthropoda; Insecta; Diptera; Drosophilidae. The record is from RefSeq and is a predicted model, not a curated record.
UUUGGAAGUGAAAGUGUUUAGUUGCUAACGAAAACAAAAUGAAUGAGAUUCUAAUGCCGACGGACAUUUGUGCCAGCAUGGAGGAUAUGCAACUGCAUACAUGCAUUGAAAAAGCGCUGACCUGCUACUCCAGUGGUAAAGAGGACACCUUUGUGACCCUCCUGGAGGCAGGCAUUAAAAAGUGCACAACUCCGUACGAAUCCUAUAAAGAGGAUCUGGUCAGGGCCAAUAUCCUGCUGUCGGCCUUUUUAGCCAACAUGGCCUUCAAAGAGCACGGCGAACUGCGCACGGCCCUAGAGGCCAAGCUUGAAAAUAUUUUCAAGGCACUGAAGGGCUACAAGGGAUCUUGGGAUCUUAACCGCCAGUUAAUCAAGGGAUUCACCCUGAUGCUAACACCCAGCACGGCCCAAAAAGCAGAUACGUAUUUUGUCAACAUACUUAAACAGAAGUCAAACCAUAUUUUAGCCCUGAUUGGCCGUGGGUGCUUGGCAUUCGAUCGCCAGGACUACAUAGGAUCCCUGGGCUACUUUAAGAGCGUCCUGAUGGCAGAUCCUCGAGGAUCCGCGGAUGUUCGCGUAGGGAUAGCCCACUGUUUUUGGAGAAUGGGUGAUCUGAGCCGAGCCCGUCAAUUUUUCGAGAUGGCUUUUAAGCAGAAUAGCCGUUGUAACAAUGCCCGUAUUGGAAUGGCCAUUCUACAACUUAACCAAGGCGACGAACGUUCAUACAAUGAGGGUUUAUGUCUCCUCAAAGAGGCCUUCCAUAUUGAUAAACACCAUUCAAGCAUUCUAUGUAAUCUUGCAUCUCAUUACUAUUCUAUUGGCGAUCACCUGAUGGUGCUGAGAUUGGCUGGAAAUGCGAUUAUGUAUACGGAUGUCCCGGAGCUGCAAUCUCAACUUUGGUACCAGGUGGCCAGAAGUCAUCACGCCAGAGGAGAAUAUAAACUCGCUAUGAAAUAUUAUAUGAAUACCGUGGCUUUUGAUAUUAAAGGCUUUGUGCUUCCCUGUAUGGGACUCGCCCAACUUUUCCUGAGGGACGGCGAUUUCGACAAUGCCAAGAUCGGCCUGAGACACUUCCUCAGUUUUAUACCGAACGAGUCCAACGCAAAGCAACUCUUGGAGCGAAUUAAAGUUUACGAAAGGUCCAACAAGUCACGGAAAAAACUACCCGAAGAGGAUUCCAGUAAGGCCGAGGAAUGUGCCGAGAAAAAUCAGCAGGAUGUUGAGGGAGAUGGAGAUCAGGACUCCAAGGAGAGUACCGCCAAAGACUCCAGAAAGAGAGCUGCUACCAAAGAAUUGGAUACAAGUUUGGUUAAAGUACCAAAGUCAUCAUCAUCAUCAAAAUCUACAAGUUCUAAUGAUGACGUUAAUUUGGGAGAAGGCGAAAUAACAAAUCCCUAA